UCCAGGUCGUGGGUUUUUUUUUACGAAAGAAGCGGUGAUUCGCGACGGGUUGCGAUUUCUCCUGAAAUCUGCCGCCGCGACGAAGAAAAUGCGCAGCAAGCUGAAAAAGUUGUGUGACGAACUCUUUCUCCGGGUAAUCCGUCCGACCGUCAGGCGGUGGCUGCCGGGCUUGGAAUUGGAGACGCUGCCGCAGGACCUGAAGCCCAUCCCAGACCUCCUGGACCGCCCCCGGAAGUUGUAUGCGCGAAGCGGAAACGUACCCAACCUACAACGUCUUCCGUGGCAACUUCAGGAAGCACUUCUUGCAGGUGGUCCUGCUCAACCCUUGACGGACGAGCAGCGGCUGCAGCUGCUGCGUGGGAUGUUGACGGUGGACCCGCCGCUGAAAUAUGCCGCAAAUCACCCGGUGGCAGAGGCCUGGGCUCGCGAGGGCAAAGACGUCAAAGAGUUUUUCGAGAUGGAUCUCUCCGAUAAUUUCGAACUGGUCGACCUGAAAGCGGAUUAUCAGAGGGACUAUUUCUGGGUCAUAACAGCUAGAUACGGAAAAAAUGGUGAAAAUAUUAUUGGCACACCAUCAAACGGACGACAAUCAAAAGCUUCUGGCCCGGAUGGGCGAGAUGAACGAGAAAUACGUCAUUCGAAGAUAUUUGAGUUCGAGUACCGAUAUAAAGCGGGCGUGGGCACGGAGGCAAAAUUAGAUAUGUUGAAUAUCAAACCAUAUGACAGAAGCAAUAGGGCGCUCAGACUCGAAGAGCUUCGGGUCAAGAAGCUCCUUCUGGUGCGGAUUAUGCGGAACAACUCUAGCAGCAGCGCCACCGUCUUCACAGAUGUAUCGACAGUAAAUUUCCCGUACACGUACAAAUGCCGUCUCCGCAUGACAAAACUUGGCUUCGAUCCUAGUUUAGCAUGACAAGUUUUACGCUCCAAAUUGGUGAAAUUUGUGUUGCAUCUUGUACAUGUACGGGAAAUUUGUAUUGCAUAAGAUGAAGCAGAAGAGUACGAGGAAUAUGAGCCUGCUGCUCUUUGGACCUGGUCCCGAAGUUUUUCUUUAGGAAACGAGCUGGAGCUGCGGCAAAGCAGCAACGAGCUGCCGGGAGGGAUCACGUUCAAAAAGCUUAAACUCGUAGCCACGGCGGACGUCACCGACGAACCGGGGAAGGUCUCCCCAAUGCCCCACAAGGUCAUCGACCCGGAGCUUUACGCGACAGCAGACGACGCGGCUGAGGCGGCGGAAAAAGCCUUAGCGUCAGGCCUCCUGCUGCCGCAAUCGCUCCUUUAUUAAGCUGGAAUGGGUGUGAAGUUGUCUCGCGAACUCUUUCUUGAGUGGACACUGCAUUGAUUUAAUACUUAAAUGAAACGGCUCCACGCCCACCUCCUCCGUAUGAAGUGCAUUGAUGUCGACUCAGACCAACGACGAAGGUCAACGCCCCGUCAUCCAUACUUAGAAAGUAGAAUUGCAUGAUGCAUCAAAGUAGCAAAGAUUGGUGUGCCUCUAGCGGCCUCAAAGUCAUCGAGUGAACAGCAACGAAUGAACAUGAAGAGUGAAGAACAAAUUAGCAUGUUAAUUGAAAUUUUAGAUUUUAUGACGUGGUUUGUUAGUACAUGUACAAGCAACAAAGGUUCGCCUCUAUAGAGAUGGGUGUAACAAAUGUGAUAAACUUAAACUUUGCAGCAGCCCAGUUGCUGCACGACGGCGUUUAAUAUUUUGCGGCUUAGCCUUCGAAGACGAAAGAACAUAGACUUGUUGUUAUUUUCAUUCAUAUACCCAUUUUUUGUUUUUCCCUUUCCCUGCAAAAGAGGGUGGUUCGAACUGAUAGACGUGCAGUUUUGUAGCAAGUUAGUAGUCUUGGACCACUUUACUUCGAAAAAAAACCAAAAUGCAACUGCAGGGGCAGAAGCAAACCAAUUUUUCGGAAAUUUCCUGACCACGGAAAUGAAAUUUAUGCUAAGUAGGCUAGUUUUCAUUUUUUGGACUCUUGGCGUUGGAUCGAACUCGAAGCAUUACUUUUUCUUUUCUUUGCUGGCCAUACUCUUCCUGGUACUGGUUUAAGUACCCCAUGCAAGAAGAGGAGCCGACCAAGUAGGGCACAAUCAUAUAGUUUGUGAAAGAAGAAGAACGAAACGAACCCACGACCACCAGACAACACAAGGUAGAAGCAUGAAAGCCAAC
Molecule: messenger RNA, 2170 nt
Organism: Amoebophrya sp. A120
Lineage: Eukaryota; Dinophyceae; Syndiniales; Amoebophryaceae
Source: the annotation of a GenBank genome assembly